AUCCGGAAGAGACGUGGCACAUAAACACAUAGAGGAAGCUUAUGAUGACAUCCUCUGUAGCAGCAUUCAGUUGGCAUUUAUGGAGACACAUUGAAUGACAGAAUUAAAGCUCUACUUAAAACGAACGAGUUUCCUUUAGCAGCCGUCAGUGUGAAAGCUGGUUAGCACAUGUGGCUAUGGGUCUCUGCAAGUGUCCGAAGAGGAAGGUGACCAAUUUGUUCUGCUUCGAGCAUCGUGUGAACGUGUGUGAACAUUGCCUUGUUUCAAACCACAACAAGUGUAUUGUCCAGUCUUAUCUUCAGUGGCUUCAGGACAGCGAUUACAACCCAAACUGUACUCUCUGCAAUAAUCCGCUCACCACACAAGACACAGUCAGGCUGAUCUGCUAUGAUGUUUUCCACUGGGCGUGUCUUAAUAGCCUGGCAUCUCGGCUGCCGCUCCAUACGGCCCCAGCAGGGUACCAGUGCCCCACCUGUCAGGGUCCAGUAUUCCCACCUUCAAAUCUGGCCAGCCCAGUUGCAGAUGUGCUGAGAGAGCAGCUUUCGUCUGUCAACUGGGCUCGGGCUGGUUUGGGGUUGCCUUUGAUUGAAGAGCCGGUUGGGGUUCUUGAAGGAACAAUCGCUAAUGAUGUUUCUGACUACACAGACUGGUCAACAUUUGAUGCCCAAGAAAAACAUGCCGCAUAUUCCAGUCACUCCUAUAACACUAGCCUCAGCCCAUCUGCUGUCUCAGCUCCACCACAAGAAAGCGACGGACGUCUUCAUAAAAAUGGAGAUCCCAAUAUAUCGGAGCAUUCUGUAGUCAACAUUCCUGCUGCUACCCCCAGUGACACUAUUACAUUACACACAGCAUCAUCACCCAGAAAGGUCUAUGACACACGGGACGUCCACAGCUCUGCCACACAGAUUGAUUUUGAUGAUGAUAAGUACCGGCGGCGGCCAGCCCUCAGUUGGUUUGCACGGAUUUUAAAAAACCGCACUGGAGGAAAGAAGACAGCUCUGUCCUGGAAGCAGCGAGUCUUCAUGCUACUUUUGGUUGGAGUUCUGGGAUUCUUCACCCUUAUAAUCAUCAUGGCUAAACUGGGACGGGCCUCUGCCGGCUCAGAUCCAAAUCUAGAUCCUCUUCUUAAUCCCAACAUCCGUGUGGGCAAAAACUGAAGGGGGGGGGGAGCAGUGAUGUGGGGUUUUUACCUGUGUGUUUUACAAGACAAGCAAUGUUGGAUUGGUCUGCAAAGGAGCUGAUACAUGGACAGCCCACCAGAGGGAGCUCUUUGCCCAACUCUAGAGGAUGUUCCUCUUCCUUCCAUCACAGCAUGUCUGGGUCGUUCCUGAUCAGGUUCCUGUGAUUCCGAUCAGGGAGCAUAGAACCUUCGAGGUGACCAAGGUUCGGCUAAUUUAAACACUUUAUCUAGUUAUUGCUGCUUUGGUGAAGAGGGGCAACGCUUUACUCAGCUAACAUUUCUCUGUGAUCUUGUAAGUUAACAAAUUUCUGUUCUUCAGAUUUCUUUUGGAAGCUUUGUCGAAUGAGGAAACAUCUGCUGGCGGAAAUGUCAGAUCUUAUUUCUUUGUGAAAAUAAAACAAAUUCCUGCUACUAUUAAAGAAGCUCUGUGUUGCCAUGGCACCCGGAGUCAAACUUUCCCAACACCAUCUCGCAUUUCUACAAUGAUGAUGAUCUGCAUUAUUACAAACAGAGUGCUUUGCUUUUAGAUUUGCCAUUCAUACUGUAUUCUGUUUUACUGAUGGUUUCUCGAGUGUCCAUUAAAUUGGAAAAACUACUAAAUCACAACUUUUGCUCUGUUGAAUCUUUUCAAUUUCUUCACAAGAAAAAACAAAAGUUUACGACCGCAAAGCAUCUGACUGCUCUGUUUCAUGUUGGUGCAUAAAUAUCUCCUGCACGUUGUUUUUUUCAUUAUGACAUUACAGAUUAUGUUGUAGACUUCCUGCCUCUAAGCAACAUAUUGAUGCAAAAGUCGAUAAGGUUCCACAAAAGAGACGUGGUGCUCUGUCCAUCUGUUAAUGACAUUCAGAAAUUAUGGAGGGAAAAGCUGCAGCAGAUAUUUAUCUUAACAUUGAGAUUAUAUUUAUUUUAACAGAUUAUGUUGUGUGUAAAGCAAUAUUUACCGUGCAUUCAAAGAUGAGCUCUUUCAUAUUUGGUUAUUAUCACACAGUUCUGAAUUCCUCUGUGAAUUGUUUGAUAAACCUACACAAACUGUAGCAUUCAAUACUUUAUAGAACCACCUUUUGCUUCUUCACAGUUGGA
This is a messenger RNA of Cyprinodon variegatus (sheepshead minnow), 2260 nucleotides long. It is a transcript of the gene zfpl1, whose product is annotated as zinc finger protein-like 1. The coding region runs from base 177 to 1157 and encodes 326 amino acids. The record is from RefSeq and is a predicted model, not a curated record. The transcript is spliced from 8 exons. Gene Ontology annotation, cellular component: Golgi apparatus. Lineage: Eukaryota; Metazoa; Chordata; Actinopteri; Cyprinodontiformes; Cyprinodontidae.